UUAAGCUGAACUUGUGUGUGGGACGUUUCAUUAAAACUAUCAGACCAAGACUAACGGCGUGAUGUCCACAACGAAAAGCGAGUGGUUUCAUUUUCAGAGGUCUAACUGCAACUACCUCGCUUUCUAAACCCUUACCGAGUAUAUAAAUCAUAAACAACACCCAAACCACCACACGAGGAUGAUCUGCGAGCUUUUGGAGACGUCUAGCCCUCAGUGAUGGCCAGCAAAAGCGCGGAAUGGCUACAGAUGGAGCUGGACUCCGGUUCCUUGCUCUUGUUGGACUGUCGACCCCACAGACUCUACCAGUCAGCCCGGAUAGAGACAGCCAUCAGCCUGGCCAUCCCCGGGAUCCUGCUGAAGAGGUUCAGGAAGGGGAACUUACCCAUCCGAGCCGUGAUCCCGAAUAAAGAGGACAGGGAGAAGUUCCUGAGGCGCUGCAGGACCGACACCGUGCUUCUGUAUGAUGAGUCCAGCGCGGAGCUCCAGCACAGCGGCUCUCUGCUCGCUCUGGUCCUCCAGAAGCUCUGGGAUGAUGGAUGUAAGGCGUUUUUCCUCGAAGGAGGCUUUGUCAAGUUCCAGACGGAGUAUCCUGAGCACUGUGAAACAUUUCUGCACACUUCCACUGCUGACUCCUCUCCGUCACUGCCAGUGCUCGGACUCGGUGGCCUCUGUCUCGGUUCGGACGGUUCUGAUGGAGAAUCGGAUCGAGACCCGUGCAGUUCCACUGAGUUUGAGGACAGCCCCUUGUGCAGCAACCAGCCGGCCUUUCCAGUCCAGAUCCUACCCUACCUUUACCUGGGCUGUGCCAAAGACGCAGCCAACCUGGAUGUGCUCGGCCAACACAACAUCAAGUACAUUCUGAAUGUGACCCCCAAUCUGCCCAAUGUGUUUGAGCAUGAUGGCCAUUUCAGGUACAAACAGAUCCCCAUUGUGGACCACUGGAGUCAAAAUCUGUGUCAGUUUUUUCCAGAGGCUAUAUCUUUCAUUGAUGAAGCUCGGUCCAAGCAGUGUGGCGUGCUGGUGCACUGUCUGGCAGGAAUCAGCCGCUCCGUGACCGUCACUGUGGCGUACCUCAUGCAGAAGCUCAACCUAACCCUCAACGACGCCUACGACUUUGUCAAACGGAAGAAAUCCAGCAUCUCCCCGAAUUUCAACUUCAUGGGGCAGCUAUUAGACUUUGAGAGGACACUGAGAGUAAGUAGCCCGCUUGAGGGUCAGCCGUCCAGCGGACAGUUCUACUUCAGUGCUCCGACUUCUGACGUUUUCCAGCUGGACAGACUAGAUAACUGAAGAUGAUGGUGAAUGCCUUCUUGAAUGGUUGAAAUUAGUGCUGUCAUUCCCAUUUGUAUUAGUAGUGGAUUAAUCUACUGAUUAUUUUGGUGAUUAAUCAAAGAAUCAAGACCAAAAAAUGACUUUACUGGACAGUUACAAAUUAUGCAUACUUUCUUAGAUUCCAAAGUACUUUAUUUAAAAAACACAGGAGGCCUUAAAAGACUUAAUAUGUAUACAGGUUUGAACAC
Colossoma macropomum (tambaqui) is the source of this 1520-nucleotide messenger RNA. Its product is annotated as dual specificity protein phosphatase 7-like. Gene Ontology annotation, cellular component: cytosol; cytoplasm. Gene Ontology annotation, molecular function: MAP kinase tyrosine/serine/threonine phosphatase activity; protein tyrosine/threonine phosphatase activity. NCBI's taxonomy places the organism in Eukaryota, Metazoa, Chordata, Actinopteri, Characiformes, Serrasalmidae. The transcript is spliced from 3 exons. The record is from RefSeq and is a predicted model, not a curated record. Bases 217 to 1290 code for a protein of 357 amino acids. Gene Ontology annotation, biological process: negative regulation of MAPK cascade; protein dephosphorylation.